UGGCGUAGCUACAAGUACGUCUGUACAGCCUCCAACUUCGUCCGGAAGACCCGUCUCUGCCCUAACGAAAUCACCGACCUGCCCAUCUGGCAUACCCUUAGCUGCCCUGCCAACACCUCUUUUGACACUCUGCACUCAGCCAUCCAGGUCUUCUUCGGCCAGGCCCGUACGCACUGCUACGACUUCGUAGUCAACGACCCGACGCACACCAUUCACUGCCAGAACUCGUAG
This is a messenger RNA of Pseudomassariella vexata, 231 nucleotides long. RefSeq lists its product as uncharacterized. The record is from RefSeq and is a predicted model, not a curated record. The transcript has a single exon. NCBI's taxonomy places the organism in Eukaryota, Fungi, Ascomycota, Sordariomycetes, Amphisphaeriales, Pseudomassariaceae. The annotation marks the transcript as partial.